GCAAUGGAGAACGGGCGUACUGUGGAAACUGGAAAGGGAUGAUAUCUAGCGAACUGGUGCCAUUGUACGGUGUUUGAGACUUGGAAAUUUUUUUCCUUUUCCGUUUCUCGUUCUGCAUAACAAAAAAAUAUUGUUCCGUGGAUAUCUAACUAAAAGCAGAGGUUCGACUGCAUGCUCACGGCAUAGUUGAUGGGAGAUGCAGUCAAUUGAAUGAAAACAAAGAAAUGGAUCAAACUCAGAGAUCACCACCAGGAACAGCCUCUCGGGCUUAUCAGUUACACCCUGCCCGAACCGCCAUUCUCGAUCUGUUCAACCUUUACUUGGGAAGAAACAGCCGCCAGAAACCCGAUGAUACAAUCCGUGAACUGCCGAACAAAUCACAAAAGCGUGUACUUGCUCUGAACAGAGAGCUUCCUCCACCAAAUGAGCAAUUCCUUCUAGAUUUUGAGCAACUUCAGAGCCAGUUUCCUGACCAAGAUCAGUUACGUUCUGUAACUGAAGCUAUUCUCAUAUCUCUGGUUGUGCAGUGCAGCAGUCAUGCACCAAGGGCAGAAUUUCUUCUAUUUGCUUUGCGGAGCUUAUGUGGUAUUAGAUACAUUAACUGGGAUACUUUUUUGCCAUCCCUUCUCUCUUCAGUUUCGUCAGCAGAUAUGCCUGCUGGCCAGGGUAGUCAAGCAGUGCCAGCUGUUUCCUCUUCAAACUUAUUGCAGUCAGGCAUGUUACCACCGUCAAGCACGAUAACCAAUGUGUCUAAUUUUCAGUCUUCAAAUCCUGCAUCUCCACUACCUUCUGUUCAUCCCAUUGGCUCCCCUCCUCAAUCGAGCAUUGAACCAUCAAGUUGUGCAGCUAUAUCUCCUGUCAAAUCUUCUGAUAUGUUAUGCUCUGGACAACAAUCUAAAACAAGAGGCAUUCCAUCUGUUCGUAAUAAUGAUAUUAGUAGCCUCCGUCAGCUAUGUUGCAAAAUUAUUUUGAUUGGUCUUGAGUCUGAUUUGAAACCAGUGACUCAUGCUGAAAUCUUCCAUCACAUGCUAAAUUGGCUGGUAAAUUGGGACCAAAGGCACCAGGGAGUUGAUGAACCUGAUCUAGUAAAAGCAUGGAGGCCUGACAAAGCUUUAAUUGCUUGGCUACACGGUUGUUUGGAUGUGAUCUGGCUUUUAGUUGAUGAAGGAAAAUGCCGAGUUCCCUUUUAUGAAUUACUUCGUAGUGGUUUGCAAUUUAUAGAGAACAUACCUGAUGAUGAAGCCUUAUUUACACUUAUUUUGGAGAUCCACAGGAGACGAGAUAUGAUGGCUAUGCACAUGCAAAUGCUAGACCAACAUCUUCAUUGUCCAACGUUUGGCACUCCUCGAAUUCUUACUCAGACUCCUAAUAUUUCAGGCGAAGCAGGCAUGAGACUUGCACCAAUCACAUAUUUAAGUGUACUUGGGGAACCAUUACAUGGAGAGGAUCUUGCAACUUCUAUCCAGAAGGGAAGUUUGGAUUGGGAGAGAGCUUUACGUUGUAUAAGGCACGCUCUUCGCACCACCCCAUCACCUGAUUGGUGGAGACGUGUGCUACUAGUAGUUCCUUGCUUUAGGCCUUCCUCUCAAGGGCCUACUCCUGGUGCUGUUUUUUCUUCAGAAAUGAUCUGUGAGGCAACAAUUGAUAGAAUUGUUGAGUUGUUGAAAUUAACAAAUUCAGAGGUAAAUUGCUGGCAGGACUGGCUUGUCUUCUCCGACAUUUUCUAUUUUUUCAUGAAAAGUGGGUGCAUUGAUUUUGUUGAGUUUGUAGACAAGCUGGUUUUACGCCUUGCAGAGAAUGACAACCUUCUAAAAACAAACCAUGUGACUUGGCUUCUUGCACAAAUAAUUCGAGUUGAGCUGGUUCUGAAUGCUUUGAAUUCAGAUGCUAGAAAGGUGGAGACUACCCGAAAGAUUCUUUCAUUUCACAGAGAAGAGCGGAACCCUGAUCCCAAUAACCCACAAAGUAUAUUGCUUGAUUUUGUUAGCAGCUGCCAAAAUUUACGUAUUUGGUCAUUGAAUACAUCAACCAGAGACUAUCUCAACAAUGAGCAACUUCAAAAGGGAAAGCAAAUAGAUGAAUGGUGGAAACAAGCAAGCAAAGGGGAUCGCAUGAUGGAUUAUAUGACUAUGGAUGAACGCUCAAUAGGGAUGUUUUGGGUUGUCUCCUACACAAUGGCACAACCUGCUUGUGAAACAGUAAUGCAUUGGUUAACUUCUGCUGGAGUUAUUGAGAUGAUUACGGGACCAAAUCUACAGUCACCAGAGAGAUUAAUGGCUACACGGGAAGUGAGCCCGCUGCCUAUAUCAUUGUUGUCUGGUUUUGCAAUGAACUCAUGCAUGAAGCUAUCGUAUCAAAUGGAAGAAAACAUUUUUUCCGGGCAGGUUGUACCCAGCAUUGCAAUGGUUGAAACGUAUACUAGAUUGUUGCUUAUUGCACCUCAUUCGCUAUUUCGCUCACAUUUCAAUCAUCUAGUGCAAAGAAAUCCUUCUUUAUUGAGCAAACCUGGAGUGUCGCUUUUGGUACUUGAGAUAUUGAACUACAGAUUGCUUCCACUUUACAGGUACCAAGGAAAAAGCAAAGCCUUGAUGUAUGAUGUUAUAAAGAUUAUUUCUGCCCUAAAAGCAAAACGAGGAGAUCAUCGGGUAUUCAGAUUAGCCGAAAAUCUGUGCCUGAAUCUUAUUUUCUCAUUGAGAGAUUUUUUCUUGGUUAAAAGGGAAGGAAAGGGUCCAACUGAAUUUACUGAAACUCUGAAUCGCGUAACUGUAAUUACACUUGCUAUCCUUAUUAAAACACGAGGGAUUGCUGAUGCUGAGCACCUGCUUUAUCUCCCAACUAUGUUGGAACAAAUAAUGGCAACUAGCCAGCAUACAUGGUCUGAAAAAACUCUUCAUUACUUUCCUUCUGUUCUGCGUGAUGCCCUGGGCAGUCGAAUGGAUAAAAGGAGUCUUUCUAUACAAGCAUGGCAGCAGGCAGAAGCCACUGUUUUACACCAAUGCACACAGCUUCUUACCGCAUCAGCUGAUCCUAAUUAUAUUGUGACCUAUGUCGGUCACAGUUUCCCUCAGCAUCGACAAUAUUUGUGUGCUGGUGCAUGGACAUUAAUGCAUGGACAUGGAGAAAACAUUAAUGGUGGAACCUUGGCACGUGUCCUUAGGGAAUUUUCUCCUGAAGAGGUGACGUCUAAUAUUUACACAAUGGUGGAUGUUUUGCUUCAUCAUAUUCAAAUUGAAGUUCAACAUGGGCAUUCCGUACAGGACCUUCUGUUAAAAGCUUGUGCAAAUCUUGGAUUUUUUGUUUGGAUGAAUGAGUUGCUUCCCUUAGAUAUCUUGCUUCUGGCACUUAUUGAUCGUGAUGAUGAUCCCCAUGCAUUGCGAAUUGCGAUCAGUCUCCUUGAUAGACAAGAGCUUCAGCAAAGAGUAAAACAAUUUAUUGUGACUCGUGGACCCCCUGAGCAUUGGCUUUACACUGGACAAUUCAAGCGGGUUGAACUGCAAAAGGCUCUUGGAAAUCACCUUUCGUGGAAGGACAAGCACCCAGUGUUCUUUGAUGAUAUUGCAGCCCGUUUGCUUCCAGUCAUCCCUUUAAUUAUUUAUAGACUUAUUGAAAAUGACGCAAUGGAUCUAGCAGACAGAGUAUUGGCCAUGUAUGCUCCAUUGCUUGCUUACUACCCUCUAAGAUUUACAUUUGUUCGUGAUAUACUUGCAUAUUUCUAUGGCCAUCUUCCUGGAAAGCUCAUUCUUCGAAUACUCUAUGUACUUGAUAUCAAGAAGAUUCCUUUGUCGGAUUCAUUCCCACAGCAAAUAAGCUCUUCCAAUCCAGUCAUGUGCCCUCCUAUGGACUAUUUUGCUACUCUCUUGUUGGGAAUAGUGAAUAAUGUGAUCCCUCCAUUGCAUAACAAUUCAAAGUCUGGAUCAAGCACUGAUGCUUCAAACAAUGCACUACGCUCUCUGCAUAACAAGCCUCCAGCAGUAUCUCAGUCUGGGACUGCAAAUGCUUUGGAGGGCCCAAAAGCUUUCUACCAAAUUCAGGAUCCUGGCACAUAUACUCAACUGGUUCUUGAGACUGCUGUCAUUGAAAUCCUCUCCCUCCCUGUCUCUGCGUCUCAGAUAGUACAAUCGCUCAUUCAAAUUAUUGUAAAUAUACAACCAACAUUGAUCCAAUCCAGUAACGGUCUCCAUGGUGGUUCAAAUGGUGUAGGGCAAGGUUCGGUACUGCCAACAUCUCCUUCAGGGGGAAGUACAGAUUCCUUAGGUGCUAGCAGAUCAUCUCCUUCGGUUUCUGGAAUAAGUACCUCUAACUUUGCCUCACGAAGUGGUUAUUCAUGCCAACAACUAUCUUGCUUGUUCAUUCAAGCUUGUGGUCUCCUUCUGGCUCAGCUGCCUCCUGAAUUUCACUUACAACUUUACAUGGAGACAACACGCAUAAUAAAAGAGAACUGGUGGCUUACAGAUGGGAAAAAGUCACUUGGGGAAAUAGAUUCUGCUGUUGGCUACGCUUUGUUGGAUCCAACUUGGGCAGCACAGGACAAUACCUCUACGGCCAUUGGGAAUGUGGUUGCCCUACUUCACUCCUUCUUUAGUAACCUCCCUCAGGAAUGGCUAGAAGGGACGCACGUCAUCAUCAAGCAACUUAGGCCAGUAACAUCCGUUGCAAUGUUGAGGAUAGCUUUCCGUAUAAUGGGUCCACUUCUCCCAAAACUUGCCAAUGCUCAUGCACUUUUCAGCAAGACCCUUUCAUUUCUGUUAAGUGUACUAGUGGAUGUAUUUGGAAAAAACGUCCAGCCACCCGCGGCCAUUGAAGCAUCAGAAAUAGCUGAUAUCAUUGACUUUAUCCAUCAUGUCAUCCAUUAUGAAGGGCAGGGAGGACCCGUGCAGGCUAGCAGCAAACCUCGACCAGGUUUGGCUCUCAUAGGAAGGGCAUCGGAGAGUCUACGUCCAGACGUUCAGCAUCUGCUUUCACACCUGAAGCCUGAUGUAGAUUCUUCUAUUUAUUUUGCACCCGUUCCAAAGGUCCAGAAUCCAUCCUAGAUGCAAGCACAUGAGAGCACAUUUCAGAGUUCAAAAAAUGGCAGAGAAAUGCUUACUCUGUGACGAGUUCAGGGAACAAUAAGUUUCAAAUGUAAAUCUGAACGGUUUGGUAAACUGGGGGUUUACAGAUUUGAUUAGAUUAUAGAGCUGUAUAUAAAACAGAUGUUUUGUUUAUUUCUCGAGUUUUGUGGGCAUAAAUUGCAGCAAGCUAGUGAGCCAUCGCCCAUCUGUAUGAAAGAGGGAAAGGGUAUAUAGUUUUCUUACAGAAGUUUAAAAUUUGGAAAGAAUAGACAUUUUUCCUUCUUUCCCUAUAA
Messenger RNA from Neltuma alba, 5344 nucleotides. RefSeq names its product mediator of RNA polymerase II transcription subunit 23. Gene Ontology annotation, cellular component: mediator complex; transcription regulator complex. The record is from RefSeq and is a predicted model, not a curated record. Gene Ontology annotation, biological process: regulation of transcription by RNA polymerase II; positive regulation of gene expression. NCBI's taxonomy places the organism in Eukaryota, Viridiplantae, Streptophyta, Magnoliopsida, Fabales, Fabaceae.